GGCAAAAAUAUGGCGGUCAGUUGUCGAUUUCCAAUUCUCUAGGUUACAUUCAGAAAAGUAAGAACAACUACAGUGAAUGGUUUUUUAUGGUGCUUGAGAAUGAAGAAAACUCUAUGUUCACCUCUUACCUCAUCAUAAGAAACAUAAUUUAGCUUGAAUAAGCUAAAACUGUUCUGAUCACUUCCGGCUUUGGUGUGCAAGUGUGCUGUUGCAGGAUUUUCCAGCUCGUGGUGAAUGUUUAAAGGAAAAAUCCGAAAUGUCUAAACGCAAAAAUGAAGAUUCAGGUCUAGGUGGGAUCAAGCAUUUCAAAAAGGAAAAAAGUAAGUAUACAAUGUAAAUUGAAAUAGAGAUCUAGAGUAGAAUGGUCUGAUAUGAAUUUCACACUUGCGAUCCUUACGUUCAAUCGAUAGUGCAUCCCGCAUUAAGGUUCAGCAAGUUUGUGCAACUAUUAAAAUCUGAGAUCCACUUUGUGCGCGGUCUGUAAAUAACAAUGAAUGUUUCAAUACAAUUGACGUUUUUUCUAAGAAAUUUCACAAUCUCAGGGAUCUUGCAACGACCGAAGCAAAUCCCAAUUUUUCUGUAGAAUGAACCAGGUAAGAAUGCUAAGGGAGCAACCUGAGGAUAGUGACCAAAGAGGCCCCCUUUUCUUUCUUCAUGGUUAGAACCACAGACUUCCAGAUUGAGGGUCCAACAAGCUCUUCAUUCAACCAUAGGGGCCAAGAUUCUAAAUCUAUCUUUAACUUUUUCACUUAAAAAAAUUAUAUGUGAACUGCCUCCAGUAGAUUAAACACAUAUACUCAAACCAAAAAGAGACACUUCUUCUUUUAUGAAAGGGCAGCCAAAGAUCAGCAGUCCCACUUGCCAAGAGAAAUGCAGGAUUGUUUCUUGGUAGUACCCUGUCCCACUCCCUGACGAUGCCUGUGAAACUGGCUAAUUGAUUUGUGAUUGUGUUUGGUUUGAUUUGCAUUAGUAAUUUCUAGUGGUUUGUUGUGAGUGUUUUUAAUCUUUAGACCACAAUGAAAGCUUCCAAGACACCUAUAAUUGUUUCACCUCAUUAAGUAAUUUUUUCCAUCAUGAUAGGCUGUAAGAAAAGGUGAUACUAAGAUAACAUUAAUAGGAAAUAUCCAUCAGAAAACAGAUACAAAUCAAAUGCAUUCAGUAAUUGAAUUAUCAUGUACUUUCAGAUCUCUCCAGCAGUGAUUCAGAUGAGGACGUUUCUUCACCAUCAUAUGCAAACUUCCUGCAGUAUGAUCAGAAACCUGUCUUCAAUGAUGUUGUCAAGAAACAGAUGGUAUUGAUUUUUACAUUAUUAUAUUUUGCACCUGAAAAACAAUAAUUUGGAUGGAAGCUGUCCAUGUAUUUCUGAAAGAAAAGAAUUAUGAAACUAAUGAAUAAAGACUUUCCACGAAUAAUGGAAAAUUCAUGAAACCACUAGGUCUCAUUGUUCAUGGAUCAUGCAUUUUAUGUGUUAAUGUUUUUGAAAUCAAGUGUAUCAUUCUCAUUUUAUCUUAUGAAUGUUAGCUGCCUGUUUUAGAAAACAAAAACCUACCCAGACUACUCUGUGUAACUGACAGAGAUAGAUAUUUCCCCUCUAAAUGAGUUUAUUUUUUGACAAAUCAGAAAACACUAAAUUUGUUCAUUGUGCCAUUAAUUUUUCUUCAAAAGACAUUAUCAUAUAAAACAGAGAUGGUAUUAACCCUCUAAAUCCCAAGAUCUGAUUGUAAUUUCUCCCCUCUAGCUGCGACUCAUUUCCUAGUAAAUUAGUUAUGGGAAUUUGGUUUAGAUCAAGAUAAUAGGUUUAAGUAUUCUCAUUACCUGUUUGCUGGAUAAUUCAUUUAUAUUGUAAGAAGAAGGUACAUGUUAAUCACUUCUGGGAGUUAAAGGGUUAACCUUUUAAACCCGCAGAGUGACUUGCAUCUAAUUUCUCCCAACAAUAUCACUUCUGAAUCACACAUUAAGGUCAUAAGAAUAAAGGAAAUGGUCAUCAGGGAAGAAACCUUUUCACUGGCAAACAAAUUCUCCUUGUCAAGCAAAAUAUUAUUUGCUGAAGUUAAUUAACUUUUUACUCAAAACAUUUAAACAAUUUGCUAAUUUUUUUCAGGUGAGAAUGGGCUAUAAACAGGAAUUUGGUCUUGGAAAGUCAGAACAGGGAAAGUCUGAGCUUUUAGAGGGUAGUAGGGAAAGAGAUCCUAUUAAAGAUGAGAUGAACAGUAACCCUCUACCAGGAUCUGGAUACAGUACAUUUGCUAAAAAACAAAUGGUAUGAACUGAUUCAAAUGUGUUAGAAUGGUACUGACUCUUGUUCUGUUUUUAUUGAUACAUGAUGAGUGGACUAGAAGGUUGGGAAAUUCUUGCACAAGCAAAACCAAAAGAUUUUUUUUUUUUAAAAAAACACUCUACACUCUCGUAAGAAAAUAGGCAAAUGUUACAACAAAAUUUAUGUAGUAAUAUUUUUCUUACUGACAAUCAAAAAUGAAACAGGUAUAUAUUUCUAACUAAACUUGACAAUGAUUUUGUUUGCCACUAUUUACUUCCAUAGGAAAGAAUGGGCUUUAAAGAGGAAGGAGGUCUUGGCAGAUAUGGACAAGGAAGAUCUGACAUUAUUGAGACUUCUCAACAGCGUGGAAGGCGUGGUCUGGGUUUCAGGGUUGAAGGCUUUGAUGACAAAGAUUUUUCAUGGGAAGAGGAAGAGGAAGUAAGAAUUCUUGUUUUAAUUUUAACUUUCAAUUAACACAUCUUAUUUGCUUUAAGCACCACAGUGUAUAAUCCACACUUGUCACAUGAAUCAUAUUGUAUUGUUAUCUUAUCUUGAUUUUUUUUUGUUUUCAUUUGUUAUUAUUAUUCUUAUGAUUUUAUUAUUAUCAAUUGUAUUUUUUUUUUAUUAAUUUUUUUUUUCUGCUAGGUAGUCAUAGUAGAGCACAGGACAUGCAUUCCAUCAUGUCCCAGACCUCCACCAACAAGAGAAGAGAUGGAGGACUGGGUUGGAGUUAGUAAGGUAAAAUUAUGAAGUUGGGCAAUGUCUUCUCAUUACAGCAAAAUUAGAUAAAUUCUUGGAGACUGAUUUUGUAGCAGGGGUUUCUUUAGAGAUGGCUUUGAAUGCUAGUUACAGGUAAAAAGGUAAUUUCUAUUUAAUUGAAAUGAUUUAAAUGGAAUACUCCUUUUCUUCUAAAUAUUCAUAAUUACUAGCCAAAAAAAUUUUGAGUGAAAUGAUUACAGGAAAACAAAUUGCAUAUUUUUCCAGCUACCCAAGAUAUAGUGAAGAACAUUAUGUUAAAUUAUUUGAAUUAUUAAUUAUUUACUGAGUAUACAAUUGAACAUUAAAUGUGUUGUACCCAAUUUCUAGAAAAAAUUGUUUAUUGAUGAUGAAACAGAAUUCUGCAGUGAGGAGGUUCUAUCAGAGGUUCUCAAGAGCAAGGUAGAGUUUCCUAGAUAUUUUCCAGUAUUAAGAAAAAUCUUUUGUUUAGUUCUCUCUUGAUUUUGACUUCUGUUCAGAUUUUAAAUUGAGAGGCAGUAACUGAAAUAGUGCUUUCUGGAAGUCAUCAACAGAGUCAAGUGGCUGACUUUUGGACAAUCUGAGCAGAAGUCAUUAUUAGAGUCAAGUAACUGACCUCUUGACAACCUGAGUGGAAAUUAUCUUCAGAGUCAAGUGACUGACCUUUCGACCUUUCAACAACCUGAGUGAAAAUCAUCAUCAGAGUCAAGUGACUGACUUUUUGACAAUCUGAGUGACAGUCAUCAUGAGAGUCAAGUGAUUGUCAUGAUGAUUUCCACUCAGGUUGUUGAAAUGUCAGUUACAACUGCUGAUAACAUCUCAGGACUGCACUGUGCUGGACAAUGAAACUACACUUUCACAUGUUACCCAAUGGUUUGACAAUUUAUGAUUUAUAAUGUCAUUAAAUCCUGUUUACAGACUGUUUUCGAUGCUCUUAGUGGAGAUGAGUUCCUCAAAGCAAGAACACGAGCCAAUCCAUAUGAGUUUAUCAGAGGGGCUGUCUUUCAAAACAGGUAACACAAAGAAGACUGCUCUAAUGUCAUGGGUCAGUGGGAUUAAUGUCAGUAUCUAAGCAACUGGGCACUCACCCCUCCCUUAACCUAAUACUAAGCCUAACUUGUAGGGGUUGGUGUGUAGUUGCUUGAAUACUGACAUUGAUUCCUGGAUUCCCUAAAUGUGAAAGCUAAUUCUCUUACCUAGUGAUGACUGCAUUUCCUGGUGGUAUAGUUCAGAGAAUUAAGCGUCACAUCAGAGCAUCCUCUUCAUGAUUAUUUUGGCAAUUCUCGUGACCUUCUUUGUCAAUAAGGUAUUAAAAUAUAGUGAGAGUGUAUGUGCUGAUCACUUUUGGCAUCAAUGGUAGAUGAAGCCUGUCAUUUUCAGAAUUUCUGUCAAUGAUGUGUUAUUUUCCUUAUUAACAGGGCGGCAAUGAAAAUGGCGAACAUGGACUCUGCUUUUGAUUUCAUGUUUACCAACCCGAAGAAUGACAGAGGAGUAAGUAAUGAAACAUGUUACACCCUUUGAUUCUGUAAUUAACCCAAGGGCUCUUAAUCCCUUAUACCCCAGCAUCAGUAAGCAUAUUCUCCAUACUGUUCUCUAAACAUUUCCUGAGGUGCUGACAAGGAGAUUUUGUUUACUGAAUAAAGCUUUUUUUGUUGGUAAUCAUUUCCUUCAUUCUCAUGACCUUAAUGUGUGAUUCAGGGGUGAUAUUGUGAGGAGAAAUUAGAUGCUAGUCACUGUUAGGGUUUCAAAGGUUAAUCCCUCUCUCCUUGGGGGAGGGGAGAAUAGUUACAUCAGAAUGAACAACUUUAGCUUGUCUAGGAAGAGGGUUUUUCUGGCAGCCUGUAAAAUUCAUAAACUUGCCCGACUUUGGAUUGCUUUCAUACAUUAACCCUUAACUCCCAUGAGUGACCAAGACAAAACUUCUCCUUACAAUAUCAACACAAUAUCAAGUGGAAAAGUGAUGAGAAUAAAGUAGAAUAUAAUCUAGGGGACUUUAAGUUGAUCCAAUGCUAAAUUCUCCCAAUAAUAUCAAAAGAAUGUAUGACAGACAGUGAGAAGAAUUACCAAUUAGAUCUUUGGAGUGAGAUGCUGAAGCAUUUCCUGUUUCAAUGUUUCAUUUUUGUUUUUGUGUUCAGAAGCCUGGCACUCAAUUAACCCUUCAUACCCUAACAUCAGAAGGCAUAUUCUCCAUUCUGUUCUCUAUACAUUUCCUAAGGUUCUGACAGGGAGAAAUUGUUUAAGAAUCAAGAGCUUAGUUGAUGAUCAUUUCCUUUAUUCUUCUGACUUAAGUGCUUGAUUAAGGGGCAGAACUGUAACUCUGACAUUAUUUUUCAAUUUUUAUUGUAGAGGGAUGUGGUUGGACCAAAUGAUUUAUUAUACUUUGCGGAUAUUUGUGCCGGACCUGGUGGUUUUUCAGAGUAUGUUCUGUGGCGAAAGGGCUGGCAAGCUAAAGGAUUUGGCUUCACUUUAAGAGGUACUGACAGGUCUUCUUGCCAAGGCCUGUUGACUACUUUUAGUUAAAAAUGAUAAGAAAUGUUGAAAUUAAUUGUGGUGGAUCAUUCUGCUUAUCGAAGAAAUGUAAGUUAUUGGGCAAGUAUAAAUCUACCAGUGUUGAACUUCUGUCACUAAUAUUAAAUGUUGCAGUCUGAUUGGCUACAAUACUUGCAAUAUCUAGAUCUAAUCCGUAAUAGACAUUGAACAAAGUGAACAGCCUGCCAGUGUGAGAUUGUGAAUAAAAUAAUACAAAAAGCAUCAGCAUGUCUGGAUGUGAUCUUUUUUUUUUUCUUGAUCUCUAGCUGUGAUAGUUGGUUAGGGCUUUCUCCUCAACCAUAACACAGUAGAAAUCUUUCACAUAAUCUGAUUGUUCAAUAUGACUGGAUGCUUACAUAAUUGCCACAUUAUAAUUCUAAUUUUCAUUCAUCCAUCAUUAUUUACAUCACACUUUUCCUUCAAAGGUGACAAUGAUUUUAAGCUUGAAGAGUUCUUAGCUGGAACGCCAGAAACAUUUGAGCCACAUUAUGGUAAGAGGAAAAAUUUUGAGAUUGAAGUAAUGUUUUUCUCUCAUGGGGAAGAGUCUCCCAGUAUUUGAAGUUAAUUUUGAAUAUAAAAUUUUUUGCAUACUGAAUAAUUUGAAUGUACUUUAGGAGCAAAUGAUGAUGGAGACAUCUUCAAUGAAGAUAAUCUGAUUGAGUUCAGAAGAUUUGUGAUGGAGUCAACUGAUAACAAAGGAGUUCAUUUUGUGAUGGCAGAUGGUGUAAGUUAAUUUCAGAACAGAUUGUUUUGACAAUUUCAUGUUGAUAUCAACCUGGAUCUUUGUGCAACUGAUACUUAUAAAUACAUAUGGCACAGUGUUAACCCUUUAGCUCCCAAGAUCUCAUUAGUAAAUCUCCUUACUGUGUCCCAUACAAUUCAUAUGAAGUUAGUUUGGAGAAUUUGGAAUUGGAUCAAUAUAUAAUCCCCUAAUUGAUGUUUUCCUUUAUUCUCAUUACUUGUCUGCUUGAUAUCAUUACUGAUAGUGUAAGGAGAAAUUCUUUCUAAGUCACCAGUGGGACUUAAAGGGUUAAACAGCCAUUUUUCAUGCUUCUUACUAACUGAGUUGAAGGUCUGUACCAUAAGUUACAAAAAGACUUUUUAUGCUCAGAUUUAUGGCCUAAGCAUGAAGUGUGCAGGCCAUAAAUCCGAGUGGGAAAAGACAAGGUUCCAUACAAACAAUAUUUAAUCUCUGAUUUCAAUCAGAGGGGGAAAAUUCUAAUUCAAACAAACUUUAUAAUACAGUGGGCCAUAUUGAGAUAUAUAUCCAGAAAAAUCAACAAUCAUACCAUACAUUAGACAGAUAAUGAUUCACUCAACAAGCUCAAAUUUUUCCAUUUUUUUACUUUAUCACUGCUCUGAGUACUUUGGAUACUGCUGGUUUGAGCAUGCAUGAUUCUCCACACAUAAGAUCCUUCUAAUAAUAGUAGCAUGCUUACAAAUUCUCUGCAGCUCUAUUGACAUCUAGUCUUUUCCUACAAAACUGGAAUGUUUGAAGCUCAAAAUUACAAGGAACUCAAGCCUUUUUCUUCUCCUCAACUUGUGACCAAUUUUUAACACACACUCUCUUCAUUCAUGUAAGAUUACUCUUUUUUGUUGGCAGGGUUUCUCUGUGGAAGGGCAGGAAAAUAUACAAGAGAUUCUCAGCAAACAGUUGUAUUUAUGCCAAUUCCUUUGUGCAAUAUCUAUACUAAGACAAGGUAAGGAAUCUUUAUUCCUAAUUCAUUGAACAUGGCCGGUCAAUUUUUCAGAGAGUGGCUUAAACGGAUUUACAAUGAAACAGCUCUAAUUUUGUCAUACCCUCUCUGAUUAUAAGGAGGCCACUUUGUCUGCAAGUUGUUUGACGUGUUCACUGCGUUCAGUGUUGGUCUUGUGUACCUAAUGUACCGAGCAUUUGAUGAGGUAUAUGUCUUCAAACCUGUAACCAGCAGACCAGCUAACUCAGAGAGGUAUGUGUUCAAAUAAACAACAAGCAGUUCCUCCUUUCCCAGUCAUUAAUGCUUUGCUAGCAUUCCAUUUUUUAAAAUUUUUUGUGCAGCUGUCGUUGUUCUACAUAAAGGGGUUUUAUUCAAGGUUUUUCUGGUUUCUGACACAAAUUAAAUCUGGAUUCAGUGGACGAGGUGAAUGUUAUUCAAUGUGACUUUAACUUCUUAGAACCUUUCUUAAAGAACUAUGUGACAAACAGUAGUGAGAAUUGAUAUUUUGAACUGGUUUACUUAAAGAAUGUAAUAUUUCCUUCAUAUAGAUAUCUUGUAUGCAAAGGUCUUCGUGGAAACAUUGAAGCUGUUCAUGAGCACAUGUUUAAUGUGAAUGUCAGAAUUAAUAAAUUAAAAGCUGGAGCUGUGGAGGAUGUAAAUGAGGUUUGCUAUUCAGUUUAAUGUUACUGUUUUGAAAAUACAGUACUGCUUGGAUAUCGUUAAGCAAUAAAAAUGCACAUAAAACGUGCCAAAAAAUUGCAUGCUAGUGCAAACAAUAAAAAAUGUGCAUGUCAAAAAAAAAAUCACACAUGCGUGCAUAAGCUUCAUACAUCUACCUAAUUAGUAUGUAAGAGUUAGGCCUUUUGUUUUUUUAUUGUGGAUGGUUUAUCAUUUUAAAGAAUAGGAUGUAACUUUAACUAAUGUGUUAGGGGUUCAGUAACUUACUCUAUGAACCAAAAACAUGAGAAUUAUCAUAUGAUGAAAUAUUUAUUUUUUAAUAAUGUGCCCACUAUGACUGACGACAUUGAAAGGAGAACAAGUAAGUUAGAGAUCAACUUUUACUUCAGAUGUAAGCACUUUUUGCUGUAAUGCAUAAUAUAAAGAAAAGAGAAGAAUUUUUAUUUUCUGGAGCAAGUUGAGAACUUGAUCAGCUGUAAAAUAGGAUUUUAGCAACAAGAAAAACACUAAAUUUUGGCCAGUCAUGUACAGUAGUAGAGUAUGGUCCACUAAAUUCACCAAAGAAAGCCUUGUACAGUGGGAGAUAAAACAAUAUUAAGUGUUGAUAACUUGUGCUAAAAAGGGAAAUGAACUUCAAGUGUUAUUAUUUGGCUUUUCAGAUUGUCCCAUUGCAUAUCCUGAAGGAAGAUGAAGAGUUCUUGUCAUAUAUGAUUGAAUCAAAUGAAAGGUAUGUGGAACUUGCCUUUACCUUUGACAUCUCAAUGAAACAUGAAUACAAUACUGUGACAUGAACUGCUUGGAAAACAAACAACAUUUUUGUGUUGUACUCUCUGAUUUGUUUUAGAAUUGGAAGGCAACAAUUCAAUGCACUGAAGAAACUAAGAGGUUAUGUCCAGGAUACGUAAGUUUUGAACCUUUGAUUUUAUUUCCCUCAUAAUGAUACAGGAGGUUCUUAAUUCUUAGAAAAAAAAAAAAAAAUGUCACUAAUGGGCUACAAGUACAUGUUGGGAAUGUGUCCUGUAGCAAAGUUAAGUUUCUCAAGUCACAAUGCACAAGUUUUUAAACAUGAAUGUAUAUAAUGUAUACAAACUCACCAUGAACAGGAUAUGCUUGAUUGUACUCAGUUGUACAAAUCUGUCUAUCAAAAUCUUAACUUUGUUUGGCUCCAAUCUCCAACAUCCUAUCAUUUUGGUGGAUCCAGAGGUGGUAGGGGGGGGGGCUGCAGGUUCUGGACCCCCCUUCCUUCCCAUCAAUCAUGUGGGUUUGUUCCUUACCUGAGACCAAAUUUGUGGACUAGGAUUGUGGAUUUUUAAUUGUUCCUUGUUUCAGUAUGUAACUGAGUUUGCUUCUUAGGACGUUGAUGGGUCCUUAUGACCAAGGGGAUGUCAAGAAAAAGUGUUUAAAGCAGUGGAAGGUAAGAGAACUUGUUUUACUACAGAAGGAGAACUGCUAUGAUGCAAAAAUCUUCCACUCCUUUGAAACCCCAUGGAAAAUUGUCCUAAGGUACAAGAGCCACUUAUUGCCCAUCUUUUACUUUUGAAGAGGUGCUUUAAAACUAUUAAGUGUCUUGCCAUGAACACAACAGAGUCUCUUGUAGCCACCUGUCGUCUGUAGCUCUGAUUCUCCUCCACUGUCAAUCAUCACCCAUCACUCGUCCUGACUCUCUCUUUCCUUCUCCUGAAUCCCCUACCUACAAAACUUCCUAGUGCAUCCAUAGCUUUUUCCAUACAGUAAUCCCCAACCAGUAAAUAAGGUAUAUGUUUUUUGCAAUCAUUUUCAGGUUCCUGAGCAAGCCCGCGCAGCUCAAAGGACGCCAGAUCCUGACCUUAAAUUUGAUGAGCUUUGGAAGGUAUUUAGAUUUGUUUUUACAUGAGGACCUGCUGAUUAAUUUUGUUCAAUUUUUCAUAUCAUUCACCAAAUUAGUUUUCCUUUUUUCUAGGGAAAUGAUGAUGAUCAUUGCUUUGACUCUGAAGCUACAGUGUUAACUUCAAGGAACAUCCAAAACCUUAAGUGUCUGUACAACUACAAGUGCUUUGUGUCAGGAGGGGAAGGUUCUUUCUUAUGGGCCUUGGGGUAAGUGUCAUGUGGGGAAUGUUAUGCACCCAUUUGCCAUCACCCUGUCAUGUGAGCAUGUCACCAGUGGGCACUUUGAGCGUGCCUUUUUUUUUCAUAGUCUAUUUGCCAAGAGGUCACAGUUAUUUCCUCAAUAACUCACUUAAAAUUUUCCUUUUUGACAAAAAAUAUUAGUAUAUCAUUUUAUUUAAGAAUGAAAGCAUUUUUUCAUUCUGAUUUUUAACCACAAAGAAAACAAGCUAAAGAUGUGAUGUAUGAAAGAUAAUUUUUAAUAAUAUUGAGAUGAAACAUGGUUGAGAGUUUAUGGGAAAUCUUGUUGAUAUAAAAAGGUGUGUGAAAGAGGAAAAAUGCUUAGUCAGAAGUGAUCAAAAUGUUGCUCUUGUUUACAACUUCAGAAAGUUAUUUAAUAAACAGAAGAUGAGUUGGGAGUGUUAUCUUGAUCUAGCACCAAAUUCUCUCAACUAAUUUGCAAGGAAAUUUACAGUACCUUGAAAGGAGAAUUAGGACUUAGAUCUCAGAUACCAGGUUUAUGUUGAUAGUAAUGAAGGAACAAGUUUUAAAUUCCUCAGUUUUCCUUCUUAUGACCAGAUAUUCUCAUAGUUUCUGUGAUAAUUUUUUUCUGAUGAUUUUGUUUGGUUCUAGCGAGGUAACAUCUACAAAUGGAAUGGCAAGCCAAACUUUGGUAGCUCAACCAGGUGGCACAAACUGGAGAAUUUUCAGCUCGAACUUCCUCGGGAUACUCUGAUUGAGGUGGAAAUAGUGCAAGAGCUUCGUGGAGAAGUAAGUAUUGACAAAAAAAAUUUCAGGAAAAAUGUUCACAUUGAGAAGGUUGUUUUUGUUAUUCUUAUUUUUAUUUUUGGGUUAAUAAAGAGCAAUAUUAUGUCCUAAACUAAUAAGUAGAUCCUUUCCCUUCCCCCCCACCCUCUUGAAAGGGACUUAAAUUUAACUGUUCUGUUGUGAAAUGAAGGCUACUUUUCAGCUAAUGUCACACAACACUUUGCUCCGGAGAAGUGUUGCAUGACAAGCUAAGUGAUAAGCUAGUGUGUGGAAAGGUACAUUUUAACAGAGGUGUUUGAUACCAGAGAAUUCAGGUGUGGGUGCUUUUAUCUCCUGUUAUAAGGGCAAAGGACAGAGAAGAUCUGCAGCAGUUCAUAUUGUGGAUGCUGUCAUUCUUGGAGGUAAAGAUGUGAGGAGUAAACACUAUCACGAGAGGUACAGUGUGAAUUCUGAUGCUUAAGAAAAAAUGAAUUUUGAUUAAACUUUGCCUUUUGUUUUUUCUGAUUUCUUUGUGAGAGAGAAUUUGGGCAAGCAUGUGCGUUACUUGCAUUACACAAGGUUCUUUUUUUAAAGGUUUGUUGGGUAAUUAGUAAUGAAGAUUGGUGAGUUUGUUGAUGACUUGUUGUUUGCUUUGGUUUGUAGAAUGGCUAUGGCGGGUUUACUUAUAAAAGCUGUCACCAAACCGACAUGCCCAGCAAUGGUUCCUCUCAGGUAAACAUUCAAUUGACAUAUUAACAGGUAACUGAGGUCGUGAAAUGAUAGUUGAAGAUGACACAGAUAUCAUAUUCCACUCACAAACUUCAAGACCAAAAAUCAAUAAAUGGUAGGUUCAAAUGUUCAACAGAUGAACCAAAGAACUGAUCACCCCACAGAUUACAAAUCAACUGAACAACCGAUCACUUGAUCAACCAACUAAAACACAAUAAAUCAAGUACAGAGACAAGUGACAGCCAGUCAACCAGGCAUUGACCACCAAGCUGAAAGACUGAUGGCCUUACUGAACACCCAACCUACUGAAAAACAACUAACCAACCUGAUGAUGAAUUUACUGCUAUAAUUCAAUCAAAUAUGAGAGUAACUGUGGACUAAAGAAGCAAGUGAAAAUCUUCUUACUUGUAGAAGUCUUGAAAUGCACAGUGAAAGAAGUAGAAAAAAUAUAUUAUCUAGCUGUACAGUAUGACUAUCACCAUCAGUGUAAAACACAAAAUUAUGAAGUUUACUGAUCUAAUUUUCAAAUGUUCUUUCAGGCUCAAACAAGUUUUUCGUGUUGACAAUAGUUCGCUUAAAGAAAUAUUCUCAAA
Molecule: messenger RNA, 12047 nt
Organism: Pocillopora meandrina
Lineage: Eukaryota; Metazoa; Cnidaria; Anthozoa; Scleractinia; Pocilloporidae
Source: the annotation of a GenBank genome assembly